GCCGCGAGAGGUCGUGUCGAGUGGCCGCGCCGGUUCGCAGCAGUACCCGACUACACCGUGCUGACAUGGCGGCGCUGUUCGUGGCGGCAGCGCUCGGCUGUCUGCUGGCCCCGGCGGCCGGCUUCAUCGCACGGCCGAUCCUCUUUCCGGGCCCGACGGCGUGCACGGCGCCCAGCGGCCGGCCCGGCGACUGCGUGCUGCCGGCCGACUGCCCCGCCUCGCACGGACCGCCCAGCCGGCGAGCCUGCGGCUUCCAGCAGCUGCAGAUCAAACUCUGCUGCGAGAAACGGCCGACCCGUCCCAUGAAGCUGACGUUCCCCACCUCUGCCGAACCGGAGUCUGCCGCCCUGCCGUCCAACUGCGGCCUGGGCGGCCCGGCCGGCCUGGAGGGCCGCGCGGUGCCCAACAUCUCUGGCGGCCGGCCGGCCGACCGCUCCAGCUGGCCGUGGGCGGCGCUGCUGGGCGAGCUGUCGGCCGGCUCCGAGCGGCCGCGCUGGCUCUGCGGCGGCGUGCUGCUCGGGCCGCGCCACGUGCUCACGGCCGCCCACUGCGUGGCCACCCGGCAGCUCAGCCGGCUGGUGGUGCGGCUCGGCGAGCACGACCUCGGCGCGGCCAGUAGCACGCGCCAGGAGCGGCGCGUCGCGCGCGCCGUGGUGCACCCGCAGUUCCGGCGCAGCCUGGCCGACCUGGCGCUGCUGGUGCUGGCCGAGCCCGUGGAGCUGAGCGUGGGUGGCGCGCACCCCAUCUGCCUGCCGCCGGCCGACGCCCGGCCCACCGGCCGCAGCGGCUACGUGGUCGGCUGGGGCCGGCUCGGCUUCGAGGAGCAGCAGCCGGACGUGCUGCAGGAGGCGCUGGUCACCGUCCAGCCGACGCCGCCGUGCGAGGCGCUCUACCGGCGCACCCGCGAGUACGACACGCGCUUCCCGGGCGGCUGGGGCGGCAGCGUGCUGUGCGCGGCCGACGAGCAGGGCGGCGCCCGGGACGCCUGCCAGGGCGACUCGGGCGGGCCGCUGUCGCUGGAGCGCGCGCCCGACGGCCGCUUCCACCUGAUCGGGCUGGUGCUGGAGGGCAUGGGCUGCGGCGGUGACCGCUUCCCGGGUCUGUACACCAGCGUGCCGCACUACGUCGACUGGAUCCGCCGCGAGGUGCGGCGAUCGUGACGGCGCUCGCUGAAGGGAGCCGUCGUUUUCUCAGGUGCUGUCAAGCAUGAAAAAAGUCAAGGAGCAGGUGAAACAAAGGUAUCAUGUAAAAAAAAAGACAUGUGGAUGAGUAGGACCUACGCGAAGGACAUCCAACACGUUUCGAUUCUGUAUAAGGCCAUAGGAGGGCGGGAGGUCCAGCUUUCUAGCUUUGCUUACCCAUUUCAGCAAAUCAAAUUGAUUUUAUUUGUGCUUGUAUGAAAACGAUUAAGAGCGAUAUUCACUGAUUGGCUGCUCUGAUCGUUAUUGUUGCGGUGUUGUCCUGUUUUGUUUGUGCUAUAUGAUCUCAUUCGCUGUAUUGCGUAGGUGUAACCAGUUUUGCGAUUUUAGUCUGUUUGUAUUUGUGUCCCGAUAUGCAUGACUUCUGCAAUUUAUUGCGCACUUGUACUUCAUAAAUGUGCUUUUAGAGCAGAGUAUCUGUGUUAUGAAUAUGAAUGUAUUUAUAUUCUAUUGUAUUUUGAGUCGCAUGUUAUGUCGUGUUCGUUACACACUUGAUACGUAUGUAUGUUUGAUUUCGAUUACCUUUAAUAAAGAUCUGAAGAAUU
Molecule: messenger RNA, 1744 nt
Organism: Amphibalanus amphitrite
Lineage: Eukaryota; Metazoa; Arthropoda; Thecostraca; Balanomorpha; Balanidae
Product: venom protease-like
Exons: 1
Coding region: 66-1160 (364 amino acids)
Biological process (GO): proteolysis
Molecular function (GO): serine-type endopeptidase activity
Source: RefSeq, a predicted model, not a curated record